Molecule: messenger RNA, 1733 nt
Organism: Austrofundulus limnaeus
Lineage: Eukaryota; Metazoa; Chordata; Actinopteri; Cyprinodontiformes; Rivulidae
Gene: irf2bp1
Product: interferon regulatory factor 2 binding protein 1
Exons: 3
Coding region: 26-1351 (441 amino acids)
Biological process (GO): regulation of transcription by RNA polymerase II
Cellular component (GO): nucleus
Molecular function (GO): metal ion binding; transcription corepressor activity
Source: RefSeq, a predicted model, not a curated record
CAGGUCGGCGGCCAGCCACGCAGCCAUGUCGUCCCCUUCCUCCUCCUCCAGGCGCCAGUGGUGCUACCUGUGCGACCUGCCGAAGAUGCCGUGGACCGUGGUGUGGGACUUCAGCGAGGUGGUCUGCCGGGGCUGCGUCAACUACGAGGGAGCCAACCAGAUCGAGUUCCUCAUAACGAGCGCCCGGCAGCUGAAGCGGAGCCACGGCAUGCAGGACGGGACCGUCAGGUCGCCCGGUCCCUCUCCCAACAAGCACGGCGCGCUGGCCGGCAGGUCCGAGUCCUCCGCGGACGGCGGCAGGCAGCAGCAGCCCGACCGCUUCGACAGGGGAGGGAGAGGGGAGGGCACCGGGUCCUCCGGUGGUCGCGUGCCGCCCAACGGGCUCCACCGCGACCAGCCACCGCCAGAGGUGAACCGUCAGAGCCCCAGCAGCAGCCGGAGACCCAUGAUAGGAGCCGCCAUCCCUCCCAGUUUGGUGACGUCAAGCAUCGCAGGGAUCCCCCAUGGGCUGCUGGCGGGGAUGCCGGCGGGUCUGACCGCCAGGACAGCUCCCAUGAGCGGCCCCAUGAUCUUCCCCGCGCCGAUGCUGGCCGAGAUGAGCCGCAGGCAGCUCGGGAUCGGGAUGGGAAUCCCCCCCUUCAUCACUCCGGAGCUGGAGAGAGAGCUCAGCUCCUCCCAGAACCAGGCCAAGUCACAGACCCAGUCUGGCGCCGGCAAGAGCACGAGCCUGCCCUCCUCCUCCUUCUCCAUGGCCGGAGGCGUGAGCCAGACCAGCCCCAAGCCGGCCUCGUCCCCGGCCCGGCAACCGCGUCCUCCCACCGUCAGGUCCGGAGGGGAGCCCCUGGGGUCCAGCUCCUCAGCCGAGGCGGCCACCACUGCUGCGGCUUUACCCAACAACGGUGCCUCUGAGCUGGGCUCGGCGUCCUCCAGCAGCGCCCACUCAACUGGAAACACUCUGUCCUGCACCUUGUGUCACGAGAGACUGGAAGACACACACUUUGUCCAGUGUCCAUCAGUGCCAGGACACAGGUUCUGCUUCCCCUGCACCCGGGUCUACAUCCAGAGUCGACGGGGCGAUGGGGAGGUGUACUGCCCCAGCGGAGAGCGCUGCCCGCUGGAUAACUCCCCCAACAGCCCCCCCUGGGCCUUCAUGCAGGGAGAGGUUUCCACCAUACUGGGCACCGGCGCGGGGCCGGCAGGAUCCGGGUCGGCCGCUGCGUCUGGAGUCGGCUCGGGACCGGGAGCUGCGUCGUCAUCUUCAUCAUCAUCAUCAUCUGCAUCUGGGAGCGCAGCGGCAGCAGCUGGAGGCGUGGGCGGAGACGUCGCCGUCAAGAAGGAGAGGGAGACGUGAUGUUCCCACUGACAACCAGGACCCGACAGCACCAGAUCCACGACAGGAGGACACGUCUACACUGGACCCCGAGGAAGAGGAGCAGGAACCCACCUGCGUGAGGAAGAUCUCUCCUGUUUAUCAGCAACAUCAGCAUCUAAAGUUUCAAAAACUGUCCUCAGAAAAACAAACAAAGGUUUGGUUUAGAAAGCUUUUUUGACCCCUAAAUUCUAUUAUUAUACAAACAAAAUGUCAAAUUAUUUCUCAUUAAUUACUUUUCACAUCAUUUGAGUUUACCCCUAAGACUUUCCAGGAAACAAUCAUAGUUUUAUUCAGACCAAAAACUAAAGAGUUUGAUGUGCUGUUGGAAUCAGAUGAGCUUUAAUAAACGGUUCAAGUUUCA